This is a messenger RNA of Paramisgurnus dabryanus, 4502 nucleotides long. It is a transcript of the gene tgfbrap1, whose product is annotated as transforming growth factor, beta receptor associated protein 1. NCBI's taxonomy places the organism in Eukaryota, Metazoa, Chordata, Actinopteri, Cypriniformes, Cobitidae. Gene Ontology annotation, molecular function: protein binding. The record is from RefSeq and is a predicted model, not a curated record. Gene Ontology annotation, biological process: autophagy; vesicle-mediated transport; intracellular protein transport. Gene Ontology annotation, cellular component: membrane; cytoplasm.
CUGGGGCACACCCACAUCACAUGGCCGGAUACAUUUCGGUGGAGAAACCGGAAGCGCUACAGCAGGGAGAGGGAGCAAAAGAGAGAGAAGGAGGAUGGUGGAGUGAGACCGUGAAACCUUUGCCAUCUCUCAAAUCAGGACUGCACAUACCAUGGCUCGGAUGUGGGUAGCGCCAUGAGUGUGAAAGCUUUUGAGCUGGUUCCCGCCGUGGGGCGGGAGCAGGUGAUGGGUGAUAAGGUGCGCAUUAACAUUGAAUGCAUAGAAUGCUGUGGUAAUCACCUGUACCUGGGCACCAAUGACUGCUUCAUACAUCACUUUCUACUAGAGGAGCACACGAAAGCCAAGGGAAAACUGGCAUACAAUGCCCAGAAGCUCCUCCAUAAAUACCUGGGCUUGAAAAAGCCAGUGCUAGAGCUGAAGGCCACCUCGGCUUUAGAACGUCUCAUUGUCCUUUGUGAUUCAACCAUCACUGUUGUGAACAUGGUUACACUGGAGCCUGUGCCCACCGGUGGCAUCAAACUAAAAAGUGUGACUGCGUUUUGUAUUAACGAGAACCCGGUGACAGGCGACCCGUUCUGCGUGGAAAUAGCGGUGGUGUCGGCACGCAGAAGGGCGGUUCAGAUCUGUUUGGUCUAUGAGGAUCGGGUGCAGAUGGUAAAGGAGGUAACCACAUCGGAGCAGCCAUGUGCCCUGAGCUUGGAUGGGUACUUUAUCUGUCUGGCCCUAUCUACACAGUACAUGAUUCUGAACUACAACACUGGAGCAUCCCAGGAACUUUUCCCUUACAACUGUGAGGAGAGGAGACCCAUUGUCAAAAGGAUCGGCCGGGAAGAGUUUCUCCUGGCAGCCCCAGGAGGGCUUGGAAUGUUUGCUAACGCCGAGGGCAUAUCGCAGCGGGCACCGGUGAGCUGGUCAGAGAAUGUGAUCGCGGCAGCUGUGUGCUUUCCAUACGUGGUCGCCCUGGAUGAAGGUUUCGUGACCGUUCACAGCAUGUUGGACCAGCAGCUCAAACAAACGCUGUCUUUCAGAGAUGGACACCUCCUGCAGGAUUUUGAAGGUAAGGUGGUCUUGGCCUCUACAAAGGCGGUGUAUAUACUUGUGCCUCUUCCUCUAGAGCGUCAGAUCCAAGACCUGUUAGCAAGCCAUCGAGUCGAGGAAGCGAUGACUCUUACGGAGGCCGCGCAGAGAAACAUUCCCAAAGAAAAGUAUCAGAAAUUGCACAAACGAAUUCUCCAGCAAGCAGGAUUCAUCCAUUUUGGCCAGCUUCGAUUUUUAGAAGCGAAAGAACAUUUUAGGAAGGGGCAGUUGGACGUACGAGAACUGAUCUCUCUGUAUCCGCUUCUCCUGCCUGCAUCUUCCUCCUUCACGCGUUGCCAUCCACCUCUUCACGAAUUCGCUGACCUGAACCACCUGACACAAGGGGACAAGGAGAAAGUGCAGCAUUUCAAACGUUUCCUCAUCAGCUACCUGCACGAGGUACGCAGCUGCGACAGCGCUAACGGUUGUAGAGAAGACGUGGAUACGGCGUUGUUAAAGCUUUAUGCCGAGACAGGCCACGAGAGCCUUCUGGAUUUGUUGGCCUCCGAUAACGCUUGCCUUCUUGCAGACAGCGCCCCCUGGCUGGAGAAGCAUCACAAGUAUUUUGCUCUUGGGCUUCUGUAUCACUACAACAGCCAAGAUUCUGCUGCUUUACAGAUGUGGAUUAAGAUUGUCAACGGUGAUCUUCAGGACUCAACACGGACCGAUCUGUUUGAAUAUAUUGUGGAUUUUCUUAUUUUUUGUUCCAACCCUGACCUUGUGUGGCGGCAUGCAGACUGGGCCCUACAGAAAGAUCAAAAGAUUGGCGUCCAUAUCUUCACCAGAAGGCCAGUUUCUGAGGACAAGAUGGGACGGCUAAACCCAGAUGACGUGAUCACGUAUUUGCAGAAGCACAAGCAAGCCCUUCUGCUGUACCUGGAACACCUAGUACUAGAGAAGAAACUACAGAAAGAGAAGUAUCACACAGAUCUGGCUGUGCUGUAUGUAGACCAAGUUCUCAGCCUGACCUCACAACCAUCUGCCACCAAUGAGCAACUGUCCGCCACUCGACAGAAACUUCAACGGUUACUGAAGGAGUCCAGUCUGUACCAAGUCCGUCUAUUACUCAGUAAAAUCCAGGACUCUGAGCUGCUGCUAGCCGAACGAGCUACACUACAUGGGAAGUUAGAGGAACAUGACAAAGCUUUGCACAUUUUAGUGCACCAGCUCAAAGACUCGCCUGCAGCUGAGGAAUAUUGCUCAUGGGCUUCUGGCUCCCAAGACCAGGUGUACCGCCAGAACCUUUUUCACCAACUUUUGAGCAUUUACUUGGACCCCGAUGUACCAGGAGGACCACAAACCAUAGCCGCUGUUGACUUGCUUAACCGGCACGCUGAAGAUUUUGAUGCGGUGCGAGUGUUGGAGCUCCUCCCGGGGGAGUGGUCUCUACCGCUACUCCGUCCUUUUCUUUGUGGGACAGUAAGGGCCAGUGUGCAUGCACGGUAUACCUCACAGGUUGCAGUGCGAUUGGCCCGUGCAGAAAAUAUCCAGCUUAAACAUGACAGGCUGAAGUAUCGAGGUGGUCCAAUAGUAGUUUCUGAAAAGAAGGGGUGCCGGCUCUGCCACAACACCUUUAGUGAACCAGACUGUGUAUGCCUACCUGGCGGAACCCCUGUUCAUAUUCACUGUGUGACUAAAAAAGCCCAGGUCUUGCCAGCUGAGCGGCCACAGGAAAGUGCGCACUACAGUAAUCACACAUGAAACUAAUGGAUAUUUUGGGGGCUGUCUACUGAUUCUGGUGUAGCACAUGUAGCGCACAAGGGCUCUUGUCCAGAGCCCGAUCAAGAGCGCUCCGUAUGACCAGGACCUUGCUAUACAAAUCUGUUUGUAUGCUUGUGAAGAAGUCAGUUUGUGAAUGAGCACGCGUGAGAAACUAUUUGUUCUGUUGUCCCUCUGUGUGUGAACGCAACACUGAUGAUGAAUAUGAGUGAUCGUACGUUUUAAUGAACAUCAAACUAAAAGUUUAACUACUAUUGUGUCUUGUUUAGUCUUUUUGUUAUCAUAGCCUUACAGUGGCUGGUUGAGUGGCUCUUUUGAAAUCCUUUACUUUUAAAUGGGUAAAAAUGCAUUGUAAAUUCAAAAUUCAUUGGCUGAAGAUGUGAUAUCUUUGCUAAAAAUUAACUAUGGUUUGCCAUAGUUCUUCCAACACGCAGAAUGAACAAAAAUGUGUCUGAAUACACUAAAAAGAAAGGAUACUGGCCUGCAGUUUUCAUCAAACCCCAAAGUUACUUUGUACUGAAAAUGACCGGUUAUAGCCUUACCUGAAUGCUUGUGCUUUUGUCAUGGUGUAUUAUAUAUAUAUAUAUAUAUAUGGGAGGAAUGGUAAUAUUUCAUUAUGAAAUAUCAUAAGGAAGAUAGCGAAGUUACACCACAGUCUUAUGGAAACUUUUCCUCAAAGUGUAUGAAAAUGUGCAAUACCCAAAAAUGGAUGGUCUCAUGUUGGUCUUCAUGGCUCCUGAGCCGGAGGGUUAAUUUGGCUUGUUAUUCCCUUUCGAAGUUUAAGAUACCAAGUAAUAUUUGUCAUUGUCAUACCGUGUUCAAUCAAACUAAACUGAUUGACACAGGAUGUUGUGUUUGUAUACACGUUAGACUUGGAUGCUUGGAUUGCUUGCUACAUCUCAUAUAUGCAUGUGGUGAUGUGGGCAUGGUUGCUUUUUCUCUCAAGAAUGCUAAACUGUGAUUAACUUUUUGAUUACAAUUUUUUUUAUGUAAGAAAUUAAAUUUUUUAAGGUAAGCAAGGGUUAUAGAUGUCUUUUGCAUAAAAUAAACAUAACCUCAUACUUGGGAAAAUCUUUUUUUUUAGAUUUACAGCAUUGUGCAGAUGAGGGAAGGGUUUUUUGAAAUGUUGAAGGGUUGGCAGAAUUGGUUAGUGCAAAAGUGAUGAAAAGCACACUGCCUCCUUAAACUAAAAAGACGUCGACCAGGACUGAUCAGGGAACAGUUUAAUAAGCUGUCACCUUUAACUUAAGACAAUGGGAGAUGUGAGAACUAGGGAUGGAACUUUAUGCUAAACUGUCUUACUUUAUUCUCACCCCUCAAUAUAAAAAAUACUACAAUACUUUGAGUGUUGUACAUUGUUGUGGACCCUUUACAAGUUAAUAUGGCAUAUAAAUCUUGACAUGUCUGUGUAGUAACAUUUUUAUUUAAAUUUGCAAAUAUUCAAUCCCAACUGUUUCUCGUGCAACAAAUUCUUCCAUUCCAUAACUGUCUACAGAGAAUCUUAAUAGUUUAUUCAGUUUAAGCGAUUGUAAUGAAAAUCUUACAUUGCUACAUAUCUUUAUAUCCACUGAAGUAUUUUAUAUAUACACAGUAACUGGUGUGUACAUACUGUAUUAAUACUAUGUGUUGCUUUGUAAAUCAAUGCCAACGUGGAUGAAAUGUACAGAAUGUAAAGAUGUCCAUUUUAAUAAACAAUACUAUGCUUA